AAAGCUGAGCGCUGAAGGCUUGAACGCUCAGAGCGCUGCUUUCGAGCGUCACAUUCACCGGGAACUACAAGGAGAACAAGAUGACGACUCCUAACACUGACUUUAUGACUGUUGGAAAUAACAGCCCUGCCAACACAUUCCUUGACUCAGAGUUCCGUUACACUCUCUUUCCUAUAUUCUAUGGACUGGUCUUUCCCUUGGGGUUGAUGGCCAACUGCUACGCUCUUUAUGUGCUGCACCAUAUGCGGGAGUGUAAAGCCAUGAAUGAGAUUCGAAUCUACAUGACCAAUUUGACUGUUGCAGACCUGCUGUUUGUGGUCGCUCUACCGUUCUGGAUUGACUACUACAAGAAUCACGGCAACUGGAGGAGCCCAGAAUUCCUCUGUAGUAUCACAGGCUCUCUUUUCUUCAUCAACACAUACUGCUCUAUUCUCUUCCUUGCUGUCAUCAGCAUUAACCGUUACUGGGCCGUUACCAGGCCACUGGUGGCUGCUUCUUCUGACUGCUGGAAACGUGGAGCAAUCAUCUCAGCGCUCAUCUGGGUCAUCACUCUUGCAGCUUCAAUUAAAUAUCUCACUAAUACGGGAAUCCAGAAGGACAAUAACAUUUCUCGCUGUUUUGAGGGUUAUCAAAAUGAGGAAGACUCUACAAUAAAAACAGUGGCCGUCACCCACUUCAUCAUUAUUGCCGUGUUCUUUCUUGUUUUCUUGAUGGUGAUUGUCUGCAACAUUUUGAUUGCUCGAGCUCUUCUAAAGCAGCCCAUCAGUCAGCCUCGAGCCAGCACAGGAAAGCGUCCCGGUGGUACUAAGCGCAGAGCUUUGAGGAUGCUGUGUACUGUCAUAGGCGUCUUUGUGAUCUGUUUCCUCCCCCACCACGUGGUGCAGGGACCCUGGGUGUUGUCUGUGCUGCACUUGAGGAAAGAUUGGGAAGACAAAACUCACCAAAGAUUAAACGAUGCUCACCAGAUCACCCUCAUGCUUAUGGGGCUCAAUUGCCUACUGGACCCGCUGGUGUAUUGCUUCGCCACUACAAUGUUCCGCAAGUACAUCCAGAACCAUUUCACAAAGGUCAAGCAAAGCAAAAACUGUUCACGCAACACAUUAAGCACAGCUAUGUCACUGAAGAGCAGACAUCAGAGUGAAAAAUGAAGAUCAGAAAACUGCUGAGAAAUAUUUGGUGUCUGCUUAUUUUAGCAAAUUGUAAUCUUAUAUACUGUAGAUUAGAAAACUGCUGUGAAAUAUUUAUUGUCUGUUUAUUUUAACCAAUUAUAAUCUAGAUUUAGAUUCUAGUUGAAAUUAAUUUCAAUUCCAAAUUAGGUUCUGUUUGGAUUCUUAAAGGAAUAGUUCAUCUAAAAAUUUAAAUACUGUCAUCAUUUACUCAACCUCAUAUUGUUCCAAAGGUAUGACUUUUGUUUGUUUGUUUGUUUGUUUUAAAAAUUAUUAUAAAAAUGCCUUAAACAAACCAGUCAAAAUCUCUUCUUUUGUGUUCCACAGGAGUUACCGUGAGACUGGGCAAAUGAUGACAGAACUUUCAUUUUUAGGUAAACCAUCCCUUUAAAUGGUAAUCAAAUUAUUGACAUGAUCUUCAGUUGCUGCCCUUUGCAGAUAAACGAGAUAAUUCCAUCUCUUCAAAUUGUUCAAUGCAUAUGAUAAAUGCUUUAUAUACUGAAAUAUUAAGCUUCUUCCACCUGAUAUUUGAUUCAUGUAUUAUAAUAUUGUCUUUUAAAGAAAAAAAUCACCGAAAAAGGAAUGUGCAUGAUGCCUUUAAAUGUUUGCACUUGUGUAAGUGAAAUAUCUAUAUUGGUUAGAAAAGCAUAUUAUCUGUAAAAGGGUUGUUAUUUUUGAUAAGAUGUGGUGUUCAUUCUUGUGUUGAACAAAUGAAAACAUGAUGUCAUAUCAGUAGACAGUCUUCUCUAGAAUAAGGAUGACAAAUGAGCCAAGAGGAUGCUGUGGUAGUUCUGACCAAACCAAGAGGUGAUAAGAACAGAAGACAGCUCAAUUGUUAUUUUAGACAAUGCAGAUGACAGAGCUUCACUGUCUAUCUUAAAUAAGGGAGAGAUUGUGGUGCUGCUGAGGAGUUUGGAAUAUCAGGAAUAUAAAUUGCUCUUCGUCAAAUUGCUCUUGAUAGUUUAUUUCUGUCUCAUGUUAAUAUGACAACACAUAUUUAUUGUACUACGUUGGUUGUUUUGAAGUAGCUCUGUGAGGAGCAUUCCUGUGGGCCAGUUCUUAUGCCACAAAGGAAACCCAAGUAUUAUUUUGCAGUGGUUUGAUUUCCAGAAUGGGGAACUUGAACCACACAUCCCCUGGAAAUGUGCACUUAAACUUUGAAAUUACCAAUAAACUGCCCUUUUCUUGAUCUCUUAUAUCUUUUUACAAGAUAUUUAUAUCUUUCUUUUUAUAUGUAAGGAUUUGCAAAUCCAGACUUUUAAGAAAAUAUGUGUUUAGAUUCCCAGUAAUAUCUUGCCAUUUUUCUAUUGUUUAAUUAACAAGGUGUGUACAUGACCUUGGAAUUAUAAGGUUCUAUUUGAUAUUUUUGUCAAAAUUUAGUUAUUCACAUAUUCUUAUUCAGGGACAACUUAUUUAUAUUAUGUGAUAGAUUUUUUAAUGUUCUGUACAGUUUGGGACUUUUUAUUUAAAUAAACAACAAAGUUGUAUCUAUAUAGUCGAAUGGAAUGCAAAAACAUUGAAGCUCAAAAUCUCAAAACUACUCGGAAUGCAGAUAGAACCUUAUAAUUCCAAGGGGACGCUGUGUGUUUUAUGGUGGUCCUUUAGACAAUUAUUCAAUCAUGUUUAUUUCCUUGUUGCAUUAGCACAUUGUAAAAUAACAUAAUGCUUGUAUGACAGCUGCUUCUGCUGAAUCUUUCUCAGCAAUUAACUUCUGCAUUAAGCAGGAAGUUUUGCAAGAUGGUGUUGUACAGUACUUUUUGUUAAAGUUAUGAAAGUUAUCUUCUGUGGAACGUAAAGGAGAUGUUAUGCAAAAGGUAGGGACUUGGGUUUUCAUCCAUUUAUUGGAAGUGAAUAGUGACUGAAUCAUUUCUUUCAAUGUAUGAAGUGUAUGAAGGAUAGAUGUAAUAGAAAAACUUCUGGUCUCACAUUCUAUCAACUGCAGAUGCUAUUCUAGUACAGCAACUCUUUUUAUAUUUCAAUAUAAAAACAAUGUAUACAUUUCAAAUGGUCAUUGAUGUUUGCUUGUGAAUAAGGCUAUGUAUGUCAUUCAAAUUAAUCAGCACUGAAAAGGCAAACUAAUAAUAAAAAUAAUAACAUUAAUAAAAAAAAA
Carassius carassius (crucian carp) is the source of this 3276-nucleotide messenger RNA. RefSeq names its product platelet-activating factor receptor-like. Gene Ontology annotation, biological process: G protein-coupled receptor signaling pathway; chemotaxis. Lineage: Eukaryota; Metazoa; Chordata; Actinopteri; Cypriniformes; Cyprinidae. The record is from RefSeq and is a predicted model, not a curated record. Bases 81 to 1148 code for a protein of 355 amino acids. Gene Ontology annotation, cellular component: membrane. Gene Ontology annotation, molecular function: platelet activating factor receptor activity; G protein-coupled purinergic nucleotide receptor activity. The transcript has 2 exons.